CUUCCUUGUUGUGGCGACGGUUUCUUUUUGAAACCAUUUUGACGACCAUUUCAUGAUUCGUAAGUAUGGCGAGUAAUUGGACUGUUUGUGGUGUAUGCAAUUUCGUAAACAUCAACAAAGCAUCAAUAGUAUGGUGUUCAGAAUGUGACGAGGGACUUUGUGGCGAGUGUAGUGAACAACAUGGAGCCGUAAAAUCAUCUAGAAACCAUAGCGUUAUAUCUGUCACAGAGUACCAGAAAUUACCAUCCAAUGUAUUAGAAAUUGCAAAAACAUGUCAAAAACAUGAAAAACAAUAUCAAAUAUUCUGUAAGAAACAUGAUUGCCCGUGUUGUAGACGAUGUGUUAUAGAGACACACAAUGAGUGUAUAGAUUUGAUAGCAAUAGAUGACAUCGUCCAAAAUGUCAAGUCAUCGAGUGCAUUUUUCGAUGUAGAACAAACGCUGGUCCAAAUGUUGGAAAAUGUCCGAAGAAUUCGUAAUGACCGCACGGAAAAUUUAAAAUGUCUUUUGGAUCAAAGAGUAAAGAUUGAACGUGAUAUAAAACAAACCCGGAAAAUGAUCAACGACCACUUAGACAAAAUACAGGACAAAAUAAUUAAAGAAUUAUAUGCUAAUGAAGAAAAUGAAAGUAAGAGAAUAAAGCUGUUGUUGUGUGAGAUUGAAGGCAUUGAAAAGGGAAUUUCUGACCUCCAAGGUAACCAAAAUAACAUGAGGCAACAUGCAUCAGAACUUCAAACAUUUUUAGUAUUAAAGCACAUUGAAAAGGAGGUUUUUGAUAAAGCAGAAUGCAUUCAGUCUGUCCUUAAGAACGAGGACAUGAAGAUAAAAACACUGGCUUUGGAGGUUAACAAAGACGUACACAACAUUUACAUGGCUGAUUGUUUUGGGUCCGUUAGUGUUGAUUCAAAAUCGUGCAAAGUUGUUAUUGACAGUAACAAAAACAAAGAAGCUCAGAUGAUGAUACCUAGUUUAAUUUCCAAAUGCUUAGAUGAUAUCAAACUAAGCAACAAAAUGCAAAUUGAUUUGCAAUCUGCUGGAGGUGUUACAGGUUGCGCAAUUCUACCAAAUGGCAAGAUGAUGUUCUGUGAUUAUAAUAAUCGAAAUUUAAUUGCGUUGAAAAGCAACGGUAUGCAUGAGUUUAACAUUCGGCUAGAUAUUCGGGCAUUUGAUUUAACAUAUUUUGAAAGAGAAAAUUCCAUUGCCGUUACAAGUGGCUUUAAUUCAAAUGUUAUUCACAUUAUUGACCCUAACAGUAGAACAAUCAAGAGAACUAUACAAAGUAGUGUAAAUCCAUAUGGUAUAACACUGAAUAAAACUGUCCUGGUAUACUGUAAGUUAGGUAAAGGAAUAAUGGAAGUUCAACUGAAUGGUGAAUCAGAAAAGGCGCUUGUUAGCUUUAGUGUGUCACACUAUUCGUAUGUUGCAGUGCAUGGUGACAAUAUCUAUCAUACAAAUACAGACACCUGUUCUGUAACAUGCUAUGAUAUCCUUGGAAAUCUAAAAUGGGAAUUUAAGGAUACACAAAUUCUGCAAAGUCCACAGGGUAUAUCUGUAGACAACAAUGGAAACGUGUAUGUGGCCAGUAUGCAUAACAACAGCGUUGUCAUUAUUUCCCCUGAUGGAAAGUGUUGCAGAACAAUAUUGUCCUCUCGUGAUGGCCUUAGUAAUCCAUGUGCAUUGCAUUUCGAACCAACAAGUAACAAGUUGUUAGUUGCCAAUGAAUACAAGAUCGCAUUUCUAUUUGAUGUUUCCUAAAACAACUAUUGUGAAUUUUUAACUCUGAACCUAUUUGUUAUAUAUUUGUAUGUUACUAUAUUAUGUAUAUACAGAUAAUUAUAUCCAGAUUAGUAUGAACCGUCUGGAAUAUAUGUAAAUAGUUAAAUGAGGUAAAAAAGAUUUAAGGCCUUUCUCUUUUUAAUAAAAAGUUUUU
Molecule: messenger RNA, 1929 nt
Organism: Mytilus trossulus (common blue mussel)
Lineage: Eukaryota; Metazoa; Mollusca; Bivalvia; Mytilida; Mytilidae
Exons: 2
Coding region: 66-1754 (562 amino acids)
Biological process (GO): protein monoubiquitination
Molecular function (GO): zinc ion binding; ubiquitin protein ligase activity; protein binding
Source: RefSeq, a predicted model, not a curated record